CGGAGUUUCAACUGCCAUCAUUUAUUACUCCCGCAGCUUUUGUAUUAAUCCCCAAUUGGCUCCAAUAACAACCACAAUUUCAAGAAGAGCCGACAAGACCGAACCCGAUGUGAACAAAACUACACUUCAUUCCUCUACAUGGCUUCUUAUAUUCCUAGCUUCUCACCAUCGCCAGGAACGGCGCCAUCACCGCUAUCAAAAAUGUCGUCCACCGCCAGCCAACCCAAUGAAACUACCCAGUCCCAAUCACAAACACCACCAGCACUGACACUUCAACCCUCCAAAAAAUCCCGCAUCCCAAACUCUACAAAGCUCCUCGUCGGCGGCACGGCCUUCCUCAUCCUCUCCUCCAUCAUAACCCGCCGCGCCCUGCUCCGCAAGCGCAUGAGCUCACUCCCGCCUACGUACACCAGUGCUCCCUUCCACCAACCGCCUGUUAACGGAGCCCUCGAGGCCCUCGAAGCACUCAACAUCGCAACGAUAAAUGUCGCCAGCGUAGCAAUGAUUGGCGUCGGGGCGGGAAUGUACGCGUUUGACAUUAAUACCAUGGAAGACUUGAGGCGGAAGGUGAGGGGCGGGUUGGGAAUAGAUGGGACGGGACGGUCGGAGCAGGAUGUCGAGGAGGAGUUGGAGGAAUGGGUUGUUAGUGUGAUGAAUCGGAAGACGGAGAAGGAGAAGAGAGGGAGUGCGGUGGAGCGGGAAUAUGUCAAUGAGAGGGGGAAGGAGAGGUAGGGAUAGGGUUGGGAUAUUUUGCAUGUGUUGGGAUGAGAGGGAAGCCGGUGGAGGAUAUAUUGGGGGAAUGAAUUGGAGGGCAUAUAUAACUCGCCACGCCAUGUUGCGAAUGCGAGUGAUCUUGAGAAGAGGACAAUUAGGUAUAUUUCGGUUCUCCCGGGACGUUGAAAGGGGUUCUUAUAAUCACCACGAUUUAGAGCGUGCGGCGCACGACCUUGGAAUCAUGUCAUGUAAACAUGACAUUCUCUUGUUCCGUUGGAUUACGUCCCGAAAAAUCUACUGUAUCAUAGCGCUUUUAAAGAAUUUUGGACGAGAGGACAGAUUAAAAUGGAUAUAAGAUAUUUCAGGAAAACUUAACCCAUAAAAGCUACGCCGUACAAAUGGCAUAACAAAUGUCAUAAAUGAAAUACCGCAUCCCAAUGAGGUAGGCAAACACACAGAACUGAAAAAUAAAAGCUAGCUGUUGGGUAGUAGUACAGGGUAAAAAGGAUACAUAUCACGAUACUAUCAACCUACUCCUCCUUCGACAUUCGCUCGUAUCGCUCACGUGCAGUUUCCUUUGUCUUCUCGAGGAACUCAUCAUACCUACCCCUCGUAUUCCUUCCGGCUUCCUGAACGGCAUCGCCAACUUUGCCUCCCUGAGCACCCAACCCAACGCCUUGCACAUACAGAUCAGUAGCGAUUGGGGCUGUCAUCCCUGAGCCUUCCGCGCCGAGUCCAGAACCAGCAGACCAGCCCAUUUUGCCGAGAAGAGCUGCGCCUUUCGAAAUGAGAGGAACCUGUGGUGCUUCCUCAAUUUCCUUUUCCACUUUCUUCUCCUUCGCUUUUACCGAUGGCCCGAAAGCCUGACGACGUUCUUUGGCC
Molecule: messenger RNA, 1596 nt
Organism: Blastomyces dermatitidis ER-3
Lineage: Eukaryota; Fungi; Ascomycota; Eurotiomycetes; Onygenales; Ajellomycetaceae
Exons: 1
Coding region: 139-732 (197 amino acids)
Cellular component (GO): mitochondrion
Source: RefSeq, a predicted model, not a curated record